Lingula anatina is the source of this 2514-nucleotide messenger RNA. Its product is annotated as ATP-dependent clpX-like chaperone, mitochondrial. Gene Ontology annotation, molecular function: ATP binding; ATP hydrolysis activity. Gene Ontology annotation, cellular component: mitochondrial matrix. Lineage: Eukaryota; Metazoa; Brachiopoda; Lingulata; Lingulida; Lingulidae. The record is from RefSeq and is a predicted model, not a curated record.
AGCACUUCAUCGUAAAUGGCUACCAAAACAUAAGAGACAGUGAGUGCUGAAAGUUAUUAUAACAAAGCUUCGUAACGUAUAUAAUUGCUUGAGCCUAGCUUCUGCCCACUGUGGAAAUAGUAAAGCUACAGAAAGUUUCCGCAUUGAUUUGCCACUCUGUAUCGCCUGGAGUAGCGCAAGAGGUGAACAAAGCUGGCAUAAACCAUCAUACAUAAGGUGAAGGUUUGACCUUCUUUCAGCUUAUAAUUGCGACUCGAGUGUCGAGAAACUGGUGAGAGAUGUCUUCAGCUGUGCGAGCUGGCCACAUUCCUGUCGCUCUGCUUAGGAAGAUACCUCCCCAUCAAAUAUCAGUAGGAAAGACACUUUUCCAUAGCCACCAUCCAGUCUCUUUGCCUAAGCAAAGCAGUGUGUUUACAUGCAGUGAUGGACAUGGACUGAGAUAUGUCAGUAAUAACAUUGGUGGACUGAAUGGACCUGGUACUAAUACAUCCAUUGAGAACUCUGAGUGUCCACAGUGCAGUGCCCCUAUGUCACGUAUAGGACAGGGGCGCUAUUUGACAUGUAAAAACCAACACACAAAGCACAUAUAUCGCAGGGAUUUUUCGAAGGAAGCCAUCGGUUACAAAGAGGAAUUUGAGCAAGAUUCGAAUGAUGAUGGAAAUGCUGGAUUGAAAUUACUUCCCCCUGUAGAACUACAUAAGUAUUUGAACAAGUUUGUAGUGGGCCAAGACAAUGCAAAAAUGGUCCUCUCAGUCGCUGUUUAUAACCACUUUAAGCGGAUUAACUACGGCAUGAAAAGGACGGUCAAGGAGUCUUCACAGAGACUGGCUACAGAUGAGUUCCACAUGCAUGGAGACCGGACUUCCCUUUAUUUCACACAUAACAGUAGCAUAGGUCUCCAGGACAAUUCUCUGGGAGCACACAUGCCAGAGGAGCAGAAGCAGCAGAAGCAGCAUCAGUCCAUCCAGCUUGUUAAUGAGGAGGUGCAUUUGGAGAAGGCCAACAUACUUAUGCUUGGGCCUACUGGUUGUGGUAAAACUCUGCUUGCUGAAACCUUAGCCAAGAUUUUGAAUGUCCCCUUUGCCAUCUGUGACUGCACUACCCUCACACAAGCAGGCUAUGUUGGAGAAGACAUUGAAUCUUGUAUUGGACGAUUGUUACAGCGUGCCAACAAUGAUGUGGAACAAUGUCAGAUAGGUAUUGUUUUCCUCGAUGAAGUGGAUAAGAUUGGUAGUGUGCCUGGCUAUCACCAGCUCAGAGAUGUGGGAGGAGAGGGGGUGCAACAGGGUCUGCUCAAGCUGCUAGAGGGUACAGAAGUCAAUGUUCCUGCCAACAACAACAAGCGUUCAAGAGGAGAAAGUGUCACUGUGGACACUACUAAUAUCCUGUUUAUUGCCUCUGGGGCUUUUAAUGGAUUAGACAGAAUCAUAUCUCGUAGGCUACAUGAGAAGUACUUGGGAUUUAGUGCUAGUGGACAACAGCAGGGACGCAGGGCAGCCACAUUAGAUGACCAGAAACAUGUAGGGGACACAGAUGAUGCUGAAGCAGAAAAUAAUGAAAGGGACAGGCUUUUGGCUAAGGUGGAGCCUAGGGAUAUCAUAGAGUUUGGAAUGAUCCCAGAGUUUAUAGGAAGAAUUCCCAACACCGUAGCCUUUCACAGUUUGAAUAAAGACAUGCUUGUGAAUAUUCUCACAGAUACUAACAACAAUCUGGUGGCUCAGUACAAGAAAACAUUUGAAUAUGACAAGAUUGAGCUGGAGUUUGAUGAAGAUGCUCUGGAAGAAAUAGCUCAAAAAGCUCUAAAUAGAAAAAUUGGUGCAAGAGCAUUGCGAGCUGUAAUGGAAGAAGUCCUGCUUAAGCCGAUGUAUGAAACUCCACAAAAGAACAUUAAGAAAGUGAAAAUCACUGCAGACUAUGUAAAAGGAAUUGAUGGUAGUCCGCAAUAUGAGUACUUUGAAGAUGAAAAAACAUCACUGCUCACAGACACUACAGAUCCUCAUGUGGAACAUGCACCUAAGAGAAAAGUCAAGCUCUAACAAAGCUACUGGGUUGAAUCACAAGGCUGUAUUGAUGGCUUCAUAACUGUAAAUUAAUGCCUAUGUUGCAAGCUAUUUUACUCUCUUAUAUUUGUAUCAUAUAUGGCAGGACCAAUUCCUCCUGUAGAAAUCAAAUAUUUUUAAACCUUCAUGCCACAGUCUAACAUGAUUCUGUUUUAUAAAGUGUUUAAGUUAGAAAGAAAGUAGUUGGAAAAUAAACUGAAUAUGAAAUAUCAAAUAUUAAUAACACAUUCUUGAAGAUAUUUGGCCAUUGGAAAUUGCACAAGUUACUGUGGGAGUAGCAGUAAGUGUAACAAUGUUAACUGUCCCUGUUUCAUAAAGUGGAAUAUUACAAUUAUAAUAUUGAUCUGACAUUUGUAAUCACAAAGAACCAGUGUAUUCAAGCGGUAUUGAUUAUUGCAUCAGAUAUGAACUGUAGAUUCUCAAGUUUAUAAAUAAAAUGUUGAGGCCUGAAAUA